This is a messenger RNA of Medicago truncatula (barrel medic), 769 nucleotides long. RefSeq lists its product as uncharacterized. The coding region runs from base 155 to 448 and encodes 97 amino acids. The record is from RefSeq and is a predicted model, not a curated record. Lineage: Eukaryota; Viridiplantae; Streptophyta; Magnoliopsida; Fabales; Fabaceae. The transcript is spliced from 3 exons.
UGUUAUUUGACCUAACAAAUUUAAAUAAUUCCUAUAAAUCGAGAUUUUAGAGAACAAUAUUCUUUUUGUUGUAUCAUUCCGAACAAUUCUCGACCAGUUGAUCAGGAAUCCUCGCCGUCUUUUCCAUUACUCACCAAAAUCAUUACGCUGAGUCAUGUGCAGUGCGAAAGUGGAUUCCCUUAAUAAUUUAAACGGUAGUAAUACCCUUGAUCAAAUGAUGGAUGACGGAGCUACUCAUCAACCUGCAGCACAAAAACCAGUAUGGUGCGCGAGAAAACAGGCUGUCGUACAAGACGAAAUAAGGAAAAUGAAUCAAUUGCCUGCAAACAGUACCUAUGUUGCACAUCGUUUAAAAGUUCUGAAUAAAAUUAUGCAACUUAUGUCAGUUCAGAGAACUAUAUCUCAGGAGCAGGAGUUGGAGUUGCUUUUUGCUGGUUUGUCUUUGUGAAAGAAUAUCAACAAGCAUGCUGGGCCAUUCGUACUAGUAGACUGAUUGAUUAUAACUUAUAUAGGCUAUCUAUCAUGUAUAUUAGGCGCAGCCGCGCAGGCAUGCUUGGAGGUUAUUACUUAGAGUUUAAUUUUCAUAAACCGUUAUAGGCACAUCAAAGCCAAAUAUGUGCAUGACUUUAAAGUGGUUUGUGUAAAAGUCAAAUGUUCCUAAUGAUAUUGUUUGACAGUAUAAAUCUCUUUACACUGGUGACAAUGUAUAAUGCAUAUGAAUUAAAUCCUAUAACUUGUUAGUAUUUUCAAGCACUAUUGGUGCUUAUCA